GUGGGAUUACCCGAGCAGGUAUUUAAAGCCUCUUGGUCAGAAGCAGGCGCAUCAUGCAGCAGAUCUACUCACAGCGGGACGAGCAGCUGGAGGUUUUCACCACCGUCUUCUCUCCACAGGUUUCCAGGACAAGAGCGAGACAUGUGGAGGCCGACAAGGUGGCGGUGGUGACCAACCAGUAUCGGUCUCGUUGGGCCAGGGAACUGGACCUGGAACCAGGAGACCUGAUCCAGGUUCUGGUUCAAGACGACAAGUCCUGCUGGUUCGGACGCCUGAAGAACGGAGAGGAGGGAUACUUCCCAUCGGCUUGCGUGGAGCUGCUGCAGGGCGGAGCUUCAUCUGGAGCCACGCCCACUCUGCCGAGGAGGGGUUCUGUUCCUGCUAUGGUUCAGAGGCACAGCGCCCCCUGUGGCUGCACCAGUGGCCGCAGUACGCCCCGGCUGCUGAGGAAGGCCGUCCCCCCCGGUGACUCCGCCCACCGUGGUUCUGCCCCCUCCGGCUUCCUCUGCAGAAUCCUAACCCAGUCCAGGAGGAGGAGCUGCUGCCCCCUGCUGGGCCGGCCGCAGGGCGACACCAGCGCCGACAACGCCGCCUUCCAGCCCGACUAGACCGGAGCCAGAACCACGGGGGCUGACUCUGGAUCUGAUCUUGGAUCCAAUACAGGAAGUUUGGUUCUGGUGGAUUCUGACUCUCAUCCAGAACUCUUAGAAUGUUGAAGGUCACAGGACUUCCUCCUUCUGUUCGUAGCCAUCAUCUUCUUCUUCUGGCCACCGAACGUCUGAUGACGACAACAAUAUAAAAAUAAAAACAAGACUGGAGACAGUAGCGCACACCCCACACACCCUGCACACACACACCCUGCACACACACACCUGCUGUGUUAACACUGUAAAAACA
Gambusia affinis (western mosquitofish) is the source of this 897-nucleotide messenger RNA. RefSeq lists its product as uncharacterized. The record is from RefSeq and is a predicted model, not a curated record. Gene Ontology annotation, molecular function: protein binding. NCBI's taxonomy places the organism in Eukaryota, Metazoa, Chordata, Actinopteri, Cyprinodontiformes, Poeciliidae. Bases 54 to 608 code for a protein of 184 amino acids. The transcript is spliced from 5 exons.